CAGCCCCGCCCCGACAUGGCCGCCGCGCGUCACGUGGUGCCGGGCGCGGGCACGCGCGCGGGAUUGGCGGCGGAGGCGGGGGAGGCGGCGGAGGGGAUGAUGGCGGCUGAGGGUCUGGGGGGCGCGGGGCCAGUGCCGGGGCUGUGGCGGCGCUUGGCGGCGCUGGGCCGGCGUCUGGAGGCGCCGAGGGGAGCGGGCGGCGACGAUACCUUCCUCGUAAAGGGCUCUGCUGCUCUGGAGAAACUGGAGGGACUCUGUAAGGAAGGGAGCGAGAAAGCACAUCCAUCCAAGCUUUUGCAGCUUUAUACACAGGCUGUUUUAGACAUUACAUAUUUUGAGGAAAGCCAGCUUGUGGAUGAAGAUUUUCCAGAAGAAACUUCCUUGCAAAAAAUUAAGGAACUUACUGGUAUUCUGUCAGAACCAGAAGAUCUAGUGAGGGAAUGCAGCAUAAAUGAAGAUCCUAUUAACAUCCUUGGUACAGAGUUGAUAGAAUGUCUUUACUGGAGAAAAGGAGCCCUGCUUUACAUGUAUUGUCAUACAGCAAAAGAAAGGAGUGAAUGGCUACAAGAAAACAUUGCCAUAUUUAAAAAGUGUCUUAAUGAUGGAGUUCAUUACUUGAUGAAGAUGCUUAGCUUUAGAUGCCCUCUUUGUCUAAAUGAAGAUGUCUUACUUCAAGAUAAAGACACAGCUAGAUUACUCAGUGAAGGUAUAUUUAGUGACACUCACUUGCUGGCGAUGAUGUACAGCGGAGAAAUGUGCUACUGGGGACUGAAACUCUGUGGAGAAGGGGAGCCGGAAAGCUGGAGAAGGGGAGCCGGAAAUACGACAGGCCCGGCGCCUAACAGCGACCCGGGCUGCAGAUCACACAGCGCACCCCUGGAUUUCCGAGAACUGGGCAAAAGCAUGCUGACGAAGUACGUGUCUGUAUGCGAGGGACCGUUGCAGGGCCAGGGCUGGAGCACCAGCAGCGCCAAACAAAUGGCGGAGCGGGGCGGGCUGGAGGCCACCGUGCGCGGCCGCCUGCGGGGCCUGAAAGAGCGCUGGGCGCGGGGGCUGAGGGAGCGGGCCGAGGCCGCCUCGCAGCCGGGCCCGGCGGGCGGGGAAGGGGAGGCUGAGGAAGCGAGCGCCCUGCAAGCGCUGCCGAUCGACGUGCAGCUGAACAUCAUGUCCUUCCUCUCGCCACAAGACCUGUGCCACCUGGGGAGCACGAGCUGCUACUGGAGGGCGGCCGUGCAGGACCCGCUGCUCUGGAGGUACUUUCUGCUGCGGGAUCUCCCCUUCUGGACCUCCGUUGACUGGAAGUCGCUCCCGGAUGUGGAAAUUUUUAAUAAAGCCUUCUCAGAAGUCAGCAAUAACACUCUGUAUGACUACAUGGCAAUAUACAAAAAAAGCUGUCCUCAGAGUAGAAGAAGCUGGAAAUCAAGCCGUCCCCGGUAUGGGGCUGUGACUUCCUUUUUGCAGUCACUGGUCACUCAGGCAGAACCUCGCUUUGCAAUGUUUGGGCCGGGUUUGGAAGAGCUGGAUAACUCUUUAGUGCGAAAGAUGAUGACAUGCCCAGAAAUUCUGCUAGUAGCUGGCCUACCUACAAGACGAAUUCAUGGAAUUGGAUCAGGAGUCAGUUUUCAGUUUAAUAACAAUCAAAAAUUCAAUAUUCUGACAUUGUAUUCAACCACCAGUGUGGAAAGAAAGAGAGCAAGGGAAGAGCAAGCUGCUGUUGUGAAUAAGAUGUUCUACCAAGAGAACAGUGUAGUAGGAAAUCAGCAAGCUGUGCACUACAAUGUAAUAGCUCAAGUUAAAAAGGUGUGCGAAGUAGUUGAUGGAUUCAUUUAUGUUGCUAAUGCAGAAGCUCAUAAAAAACAUGAUCGACAGGAGGAACUGGCUCAUAUUUUGGCAAUGAUUGAUCCAACCCUUGGACCUCCAAACAGACCUCUGCUAGUUCUGUCUUGCAUCUCUCAAGAUGAUGUGAAAAGAAUUCCUUGUGUUUAUGUGGCACAUCAGUUGCAACUAAAUCUGCUAAAUCAGCCCUGGAUGGUGCAAGAUACUGUAGCUGCAACUUUAACUGGAUUGCUAAGUGGAAUUGAAUGGCUCUUAGAAGAAGCAGAUUGUAAAAAUACUCAAUAAUGGAACUUGCUUUCAUUUACUGUAUAGAGACUUUGGUGUUGGGCAGUUAGGUGAAUUGAGAAUCUUGUCCUGACACAGAAGCAUCAGAAAGGAGAUUUAAAAGACAAACCUGCUUACAUUUCACUGCACAUAAAUAAUUAACAUAUGUUUGUUUUCUUUCUUUUAAUAAAUGAGGCCUUUAAGGUUCAAUCUCUUCUCAGUGUAUCUGAUAAUCUCAUCUGUAAAUAUACCAAACUAGGUUAAUUUAUCAAUGCAGCUGUAUGGCACGCAUCACAUUCAGUAAAUACAUUCAGUGGACAGACAUCUCAGCAAUGACAGUUCCCAACCAAAGAAAAUACAGUGUACAUUGUACUGUGUUCUUAUAAUCUUCUGCAGUAGAUUGACAGAAAGACAGUAUUUUUUUCAGAAGUGUAGAUUUUCCUUUUUGUCUUUGUUCCUUCAGAAACCAUGCCUUGACAAGAAAUAGUGCUUGAGGCGUAAUUGUCAGCCCAGACCAAUACUCUCACAAGCAAACAAGCAAAAUACCUUGCAUGAAUCAGUUAUUUCUUGGUUUUGAUCUUGUUUAUCAAUUGACUACAGAAACCUUCAACAUCUGCUUUCUGCUGCGGUGAGAUUAAUUUGAACUGGCAUACCUGUUGCCAUGAGUGAAUGUAAAAUAGAGUUAUUAAUAUUUCAGAAGAUUUAUCAAAUACAUAGAUCUCCAGGACCUAUUGGUUACUCAGAUAAUUGUGGCCAUUUGCAUAUGUGAAGUAUUGGGCUUGAAAUUUUCUACAGAACUGUAAAUAUUUUUAUAAAAAGGAGUCAACGUUUUAGAUCCAAAAUGUCGUUUUUCAUAUUGGUGUCUUUUGGCAUAGUUCUGCUCCUAGUCUUCCACCUUUUUAAUAUUUUUUGAUAAUUGGAAGAAUGUUCAGAAACUUCCCUUGGCUUUUUUUGCCCAUGCAUGUAUUUGUUUUAUUUGGGGAUUUUUUCUUUUCUUUGCUACAUGAAAAUGCAAUAGUCUUAAAAACAGUUUUUUGUUGUUACCUAGAAAAAUGGUGCACGUGGUGCACAUUCAGCUUCUAACUACCUUCAUUCUGGUAUACAUGUUUGAUAACACAGCUACUUCAGAAACAUUCCAUUUAAGUCUUUUUUUUUUUUUUUUUUUUGAACUAAUACAGAGAUAGGAAUCGUAAUCUUAUUUUGUUUAUCUUUAUAUAGGAUUAACAGUUUUCUAGGCUUUUUGUCUGACUUCAUUAUCAGGAGAUGUUUUAAGGGAGGAUCCAUGGUGAGCAAUACUAUGAUAAUUCUGUGUAUUAUCCUGAAUUUAAUAGAAUAUAUGUACUCUGUGCUUUAAAAUAGUGUGCAAAAUAUGAAUAAUAGGAGAAAAAAAUGACACUUUGUGGCUGGGUGAUUGUGACUUUCCUGCUAGUUCUAAUAAUUCUGUUGUGAUCUAUCUGUGUUAUGGAGAAUUGAAUACAGCAACGUGUGCUAGCUACUACAAAUGUUUAUGCAAGAUCUUCAUUCUGCUUUCUUCUUAUGGAAUAAAUUAUUUUUUAAAAAGUA
Messenger RNA from Oxyura jamaicensis (ruddy duck), 3663 nucleotides. It is a transcript of the gene FBXO4, whose product is annotated as F-box protein 4. Gene Ontology annotation, biological process: mitophagy. NCBI's taxonomy places the organism in Eukaryota, Metazoa, Chordata, Aves, Anseriformes, Anatidae. The record is from RefSeq and is a predicted model, not a curated record. Gene Ontology annotation, molecular function: protein binding. Bases 16 to 2121 code for a protein of 701 amino acids. The transcript has 13 exons.